GUGAAGGUAUCUAGACCGCCAUGGUGACCGGGGCGCUGCUCUUUUCUUCCUUCUCCCGCUUCCGGAGGGCUUGGCUCCCGCCUCUUCUCCUCGGACCCCGAAGGAGCUACAGCCAAGAAGACGAUGCGCUCUCCCAGUACUUGCACCGUAGCAUCGUCCCCACUAUGCAUUAUCAGAAGAGCCUGCCCCGUUUGCCCAUUCCAAAACUUGAAGAUACAAUUAGAAGAUACCUGAGUGCUCAGAAACCUCUUUUGGAUGAUGAUCAAUUCAGGAAAACCGAACAACUUGCUGGCAAUUUUGAAAAUGGCAUUGGUAGAGAAUUGAACAAUCAUUUGGUUGCAAAGGACAAACAAAACAAACAUACAAGCUAUAUUUCAGGUCCUUGGUUUGACAUGUAUCUUCGGGCACGGGAACCCAUUAUUCUCAACUUCAAUCCAUUCAUGGCUUUCAGUCCCGACCCCAAACCUGAAUACAACAAUCAGCUUGUGAAGGCCACCAACCUGACUGUUGCUGCUUUACGUUUCUUGAAGACUCUCAGGGCAGGCAUCUUAGAACCAGAGGUGUUUCAUUUGAACCCAUCCAAGAGCGACACUCCAGGGUUCAAAAAGCUUAUUAGAUUUGUACCUCCUUCCCUCUCAUGGUUUGGUGCCUAUAUGGUGAAUGCCUACCCACUAGAUAUGUCACAGUACUUCAGACUUUUCAAUUCCUCCCGGCUGCCUCAACCCAAGAAAGAUGAGUUGUUUACAGAUGAGCAUGCCAGGCAUUUACUGGUGCUUAGAAAUGGCCACUUCUAUGUGUUCGAUGUGAUAGACCAAAAUGGCAGCAUAGUGAAACCAUCGGAGAUUCAAGCCCAUUUAAAAUUCAUUCUUUCAGACAAUGCGCCAGUUCCAGCAUUUCCUCUUGCUUUUCUAACUACUGAAAAUCGGGACACCUGGGCGACUCUGAGGCAGGAACUCCUUGACAAUGGCAACAGGGAGACCUUAAGGAAAGUGGAUUCGGCCAUAUUCUGCCUGUGCCUUGAUGAUUUCCCAAUUAAAGAUCUCGAUCAUUUGUCUCAUACUAUGCUCCAUGGCGAUGGCACCAAUAGGUGGUACGACAAAUCAUUUAACCUUAUUUUAGCGAAAGAUGGCUCUGCGGCCAUUCACUUUGAGCAUGCUUGGGGAGAUGGUGUGGCUGUGCUUAGGUUCCAAAACGAAGUCUUUAAACACAGCACCGAGACGCCUGUCAUUACUCCUCAGUCUCUGCCGGCUGCCUGUGAUUCGCACGGAGCUGUAGAGAAGCUGAAUUUCAAACUGAACGAUGCCUUAAAAGAAGGAAUUACCAAAGCCAAGCAAAAGUUUGACGCCACUGUGAAAACACUGACGCUGAAGUCCUUCCAGUUUGAAAGAGGAGGCAAGGAAUUCAUAAAGACCCAGAAGCUGAGUCCCGAUGCCGUAGUCCAGCUUGCCUUCCAGAUGGCUUUUCUUAGGCAAUAUGGACAGACAGUUGCCACCUAUGAAUCUUGUAGUACAGCAGCAUUCAAACAUGGUCGCACCGAGACAAUCCGGCCUGCUUCGAUUUACACAAAGGCAUGCGCAGAGGCACUAGUCAAGAGGCCGUCCAAGCACAGCACUGUGGAGCUACGCCAGAUGAUCACAGAGUGCUCCACGUAUCACAGUCAACUCACAAAGGAAGCUGCUAUGGGUCAGGGAUUUGAUCGUCACCUUUAUGCACUGCGGUGUGAAGCAGAAUCCCAAGGAAUUUCUUUUCCAGAUCUUUACAAGGACCAAGCUUAUGCUCUAAUUAACCACAACAUUCUCUCCACAAGUACGCUUAGCAGCUCCGCCGUGUUGCUGGGUGGAUUUGGGCCGGUGGUGCCUGAUGGAUUUGGCAUAGCUUAUGCUAUACAAGAUAACUGGAUCGGGUGCAACAUUUCUGCUUAUCCAUCUAGGAAUGCACCAGAAUUCCUGCAGUGUGUGCACAAGUCACUGGAUGAUAUUUUUGAUGUUUUAGAAGGGAAACAAAUUAGUAAUUAAGAUAAAACAGCACUGGUUUUCUUAAAUGUGUGACAUAACAAACUUCCUUUGGCUCAAAGUUAAUGUUUUAGCUGGACUAUGACCUUUUUAUCCUUUUAAAAAUAACAGAUUAAGAUCUGGAGAAAAAAAAGAAUGUAAAUAGGGUUAAAGAGCCGGUCCACUGGAUUUUUACAUUUGCCAUGACUAAGUUGUUACGCUGAUUUUAAUGCCUGUUCUCCAAAUAUAAUUAAGAGUAGCUCCAACUCAGAGUGUAAAUGAACUUCCAAUUGUAAACAGUGCUGUCUUUAUUAUCAGCCAACAGAAGCUCUUGAAGUUUAAGACUGAUACAUUGCUGAAUAUUCAUUCAGUCUUUGCUAAUGUAUGUAUUUGAUUAAUUUUUAAAAAUAUAUGUACUAACCAUCAAAUAUAGGAAUAAUGCUUGGGUUACAUUUAGAUAGCAACACCCUUUUGCGAUACCUUGUGUUAAAAGACAACCCAAUAUUAUAGAUUUUUUUUGUAAAAGGAAAGAAACCUUGACUAGCAUGCUCAUUGGAGCAGAAAUAUUCACAGCCUUCUAGAGCUCUGCCUUGGGACACUCAAGUGAAUCUUUUGGAAUCCUUACAAGAAACAACUACAAGAAUGUUCAAUAAGGCACACAGAAAAUUUACCCAAGAAGAAAAAAAAUCCUGAAUGUAAAAUGGAGGAUUUUUCUCCAUCUAAUCUCUCCCUUCCCCAAAGAUGGAAGUAAAUGGAGAAAAAUAAUACUCACGGGCAAAAAUCUUGUAAAAAUGCCCAUUUUCUGUGCCUAGUAAACCAAAGUUAACAACUGCAGAUAAAAGAUAGAAUUGCACAAUUAGAAAAGAAAGCUGAGACACUAAUCACCAGGUAUUAUCAGGUCCACCCUGCUGUUCAUUGUAACUGAAAAUAUGAUACAGGAUGCCCACUGUGUAGAAAAAUAAAUCUUUCUCCAAAUACAUGGGGUUAAACGGCACACACGCAGGAAUAACAUUUAACACCUGUAUUUGCUCUGAAAGCUUAAAAGGAAGAUAAUGCAGGUAGUCCUUGACUUACAACCACAUGGGGGGCAGGAUUUCCAUUGUUAAGCAAGAAAGUUGUUAAAUGACGCACACUGUUUUUUUGCUAUGGUUAAGCACUUACUGCAGUUGUUAAGUGAAUCAUAUAGUCCUUAACUGAAGCCGGCUAGGAAGGUUGCAAAUGGUAAUCACAUGAUCUUAAGAUGCCGCAACCCUCAUAAAUACAUGCCAGAUGCCAACAUCCAAAUUUUGACUACAUGACUAUGACGGGGAUCCUGUGAUGGCUGUAAGUGUGAGGACCAGUCACAAGUCACUUUUUUUCAGUGCUGUUGUAACUUCAAACGGUCAUUAAAUGAAUGGUUGUUAAGGACUACCUGAACUACCAGUCUGGUUGAGCUUCCAGCUGAAAUGUAUUCUGAAAAUUUCCUGUUGAAUAAAUGUGACACAUUUUGUGUAUGUCUAUGGAGAUUCUCAGUCAUCCAGGUCUUGGUUAUCCAAAGGUGCUUUUUCAAGAGGCAACUGGAUUUCCUGGUUUUUCUUUGAAGAUGUUUUGCUUCUCAUCCAAGAAGCUUGGUACUACUAUAAAUGGGUACUACUUUGAUGGUCAUGCUAGCAACAAUUGGAUAACCUUUGGAUAGCACUGGCUCAAUGGCCUUGAAACAGAUGAGUACCACCUCCUAUAGUCAGCAAUGACUAGUGGAGGGAAAUCCUCAGGGACUCUUUUACCUUUACCUCUCUUCAUUUAUAGUACAUUUAAGAGUCAGCCCCACCCUUAACAAUUCAUCAUUAAAUAUGCAAUAAAGUAUAUUUAACUUAGAAGCGUCCCACACAUUGUUUUAUUUCUAAGAUACUCGGAAUACUCUCAGUAAAUUAAAUGGAUGUCUAUUUGUAGACUGGCUUGUUCCAAGAUAAGGACUGUUAUUUGGGUAUUUGUGUUAAUGUACAUAUUUUUUCAGACAAUAAAAAAGUAACAGCAUGAAUU
Messenger RNA from Pseudonaja textilis, 4010 nucleotides. RefSeq names its product carnitine palmitoyltransferase 2 (gene CPT2). Gene Ontology annotation, molecular function: carnitine O-palmitoyltransferase activity. The record is from RefSeq and is a predicted model, not a curated record. NCBI's taxonomy places the organism in Eukaryota, Metazoa, Chordata, Lepidosauria, Squamata, Elapidae. Gene Ontology annotation, cellular component: mitochondrion. Gene Ontology annotation, biological process: fatty acid beta-oxidation.